Molecule: messenger RNA, 1531 nt
Organism: Hordeum vulgare subsp. vulgare (domesticated barley)
Lineage: Eukaryota; Viridiplantae; Streptophyta; Magnoliopsida; Poales; Poaceae
Product: aspartic proteinase nepenthesin-1-like
Exons: 1
Coding region: 85-1401 (438 amino acids)
Biological process (GO): proteolysis
Cellular component (GO): extracellular region
Molecular function (GO): aspartic-type endopeptidase activity
Source: RefSeq, a predicted model, not a curated record
CAUGCGCACUGCGGUAUAUAACACUGAUCCAAGAAGCCUUCACGCUCACUACAUCCCCAUCACAGUCGCGUGGCGUGCUCCAAAAUGGCAAGCAUCGCGGCGGUAUUGCUCGUCCUGCUUCCGCUGCUCCUUUCCUCGGCCGCGCAUUCAGACGACGGCUUCGGCUUCCAGGCCACGCUCACCCACAUCGACGCCGGCGCGGGGUACACCGACGCGCAGCUGCUCUCCCGCGCGGUGCGCCGGAGCAGGUCCCGCGUGGGCGCGCUGCAGUCGCUGGCCACGGCCGCGGACGCGAUCACCGCGGCCCGCAUCCUGGUGCAGGCCAGCCAGGGCGAGUACCUGAUGAGCAUGGCCAUCGGCACGCCGCCGCGGUACUACUCGGCUAUCCUUGACACCGGCAGCGACCUCAUCUGGACGCAGUGCGCGCCGUGCAUGCUCUGCGUCGACCAGCCCACGCCCUACUUCGACCCGACGAAAUCCAGCUCGUACGCCAAGCUGUCCUGCUCCUCCCCGAUGUGCAACGCCCUCUACUACCCGCUCUGCUACCAGAACACGUGCGUCUACCAGUACUUCUACGGCGACAGCGCCAACACCGCCGGGGUGCUCGCCAACGAGACCUUCACGUUCGGCACUAACGGGACGUGGGUCACCGUGCCGAGCAUCGCCUUUGGGUGCGGUAACCUUAACGCGGGGUCGCUCUUCAACGGCUCCGGCAUGGUCGGCUUCGGGCGGGGGUCGCUGUCCCUGGUGAGCCAGCUCGGAGCGCCCAGGUUCUCCUACUGCCUCACCUCGUUCAUGUCGCCGGUGCCGAGCCGGCUCUACUUCGGCGCCUACGCCACGCUCAACAGCACCAGCACGAGUGACAGCGGGCCGGUGCAGUCCACGCCGUUCAUCAUCAACCCGGCGCUGCCCACCAUGUACUACCUGAACAUGACGGACAUCAGCGUCGGCGGCGACCCGCUGCACGUCGAGCCGUGGGUGUUCGCCAUCAACGAGGAGGACGGCACCGGCGGGGUCAUCAUCGACUCCGGCUCCACGAUCACGUACCUGGCUCAGCCCGCGUACGACCUGGUGCACGAGGCGUUCGUGGCGCAGGUCGGGCUGCCCCUGGCGAACGUCACGUCGCCGGACGACCUCAGCACGUGCUUCAAGUGGCCACCGCCUCCGCGGAAGGUGGUGUCGAUGCCGGAGCUCGUGUUCCACUUCGAAGGGGCGGACAUGGAGCUGCCGCUGGAGAACUACAUGCUGAUCGACGGCAGCACCGGGAACCUGUGCCUGGCGAUGGCGCCGUCCGACGACGGCUCCAUCAUCGGCAGCUUCCAGCACGCCAACUUCCACGUGCUCUACGACAACGAGAACAGCUUGCUGUCCUUCAUCCCUGCGCCGUGCAACCUCAUGUAGUCAUAGCUCUGUUCACGUAGGCACGUUUAAAGCACCUUCUCCAUUUAUGUACGUUGAUUAUGCAUAAUUCCGCCAUUUUUCAUGUCUGUUGAUUAUCUGUAUCCUACAGUAAGAGAUUUUUGUUGACGUA